This is a messenger RNA of Venturia canescens, 671 nucleotides long. RefSeq lists its product as uncharacterized. The coding region runs from base 28 to 501 and encodes 157 amino acids. NCBI's taxonomy places the organism in Eukaryota, Metazoa, Arthropoda, Insecta, Hymenoptera, Ichneumonidae. The record is from RefSeq and is a predicted model, not a curated record. The transcript is spliced from 4 exons.
AGAUCGCGAGAUAACCGCACGAAAAAUAUGGGGGACGAGAAGCCGAGAAAUUUCUCUAAAACUGGUAUGAAGUAUAACCGAAUACAACUGGAAUUUAAAACGAGAAAAGCCUAUAAGAGAAAGAUGAAGGAUUACGAGAAAAAAUUCAUAGAAUGUUAUGGAAGAUGUCCAAACGCCAAUGAAAUGCCACGAUUCACAUACAAGCCGUCGCAAGUCGAUGAAAAUAAUGAGGAGCGAACAACGAGCUAUCAAAGGAGAAAGUCAAAUGAGAGGGAAACAUCUUUCGAAAUGAGCCAUGGAUCGCAAAGGAUGAACGUAGACAACUGGAACGUCGAAGAAACUGAGGAAUGCAGUGAAUCUCGAGACGAUGGACCGAAUGACGAUGUACAUAACAUCAGCGAGGGGAAUGAAAUGGAGACAUCUCAAUCAUUAUGCAUGGAUGUUGAAGGAAGAAAUCUAAACGACCAUGAAAUUACAAGGGAUCGAAGAACGAUGUCAUAGGAAAAUGAGAAAAAUCAAGGGCGAACGAGGAGGUCUAUCUUCCCUUUUGACAGCGAGGAAUCAAACGAGAACGAGUCUUUAUUUCAAUUACAUGAAUUGUCUUCUGGAUUUAAUCGUGGUUCUCGCAACGACGACGAAUUAAUUGACGCUGAAAACUCAAAUGUCGAACG